Messenger RNA from Aureobasidium namibiae CBS 147.97, 1065 nucleotides. RefSeq lists its product as uncharacterized. The transcript is spliced from 6 exons. Bases 1 to 1065 code for a protein of 354 amino acids. NCBI's taxonomy places the organism in Eukaryota, Fungi, Ascomycota, Dothideomycetes, Dothideales, Saccotheciaceae. The record is from RefSeq and is a predicted model, not a curated record.
AUGGCGUCUUCGUCGACAGAUCAUAGGGUGCCUGCCAAUGGUUUCGUCCGCACCAUGCGACGUGUAUACAACCCACUAGGCUUCUCGAAAGGCUACAACGCGAUCCUCGCAUUCCUCGCGCUAGGCUACCUCCUGGGUUUUACCCUCGCCAGACUCCAAUACCUCUCUUUCAACGGCGUAUUCUGCAACCCAAACGCAUCAGGAGGCACUGGCGCCGCACCAGGAGAAUGCUACUACUAUCUUCAAGUGCCGUUCAAAAUUGGCAUGAAACUACACCUCUACACGAUCAUCCCCGCCGCCCUCCUCGUAAUCCUCCAAUUCAUCCCAGUGAUACGCCACAAACUUCUCUUAUUCCACCGCAUGAACGGCUACAUUGUAGUCAUCCUCUCACUGAUCAGCAAUGCCGGGACCAUAAUCAUCACCAAACACGCAUUCGGCGGCGACUUCUCCACGCAAACCUGGACAGGAGCCAUGGUCGUCUUGACAACGCUAGGCUACAUCAUGGCCUGGGUGAAUAUAAAGUUAUUGCAGAUUGAUCAACACCGGGCAUGGAUGCUGCGAGUGUGGGCUUGGUUCUCAACUAUCAUCACCAUUCGCAUCAUUAUGAUCAUCUCAGCUCAAAUCAUCAGUAUGGGCAGAAAUUGGUACACUGUCCGACCCUGCGCUCAGAUCGCGUUCGCUCUUGGGGAGAACGACACCCUUGCAGCAUACCCACAAUGCAUCGACUACUUCAUCGGCAACACACCAGAUCUCCCCGUCAUAGUCACAGCCGACUUUGCAAGUUCGAACAGCAUGGAGUUGUCCGCUGCACUGGGAAUCCCCUUUGGAGCAGCAGGUUGGCUGGCUCUGCUGCUACACACCUUCGCCAUUGAAUGCUACCUCCGACUUACACCCAGAGAGUCCAAUCGACUGCGUCAAGUAUCGUAUGAACGUCAACUCGAGCGAGGCAUGUCCAGGCCGGGAUAUGCAGGAUUGACUGCCGAGAGAUUCGGAGAUAGCGAGCCUUUUCGACCAGCGGUGAAAGUUACCACAGAGCAGGAGGUGGCGAAAUACGAGCAAGAAUGA